Molecule: messenger RNA, 3132 nt
Organism: Amphibalanus amphitrite
Lineage: Eukaryota; Metazoa; Arthropoda; Thecostraca; Balanomorpha; Balanidae
Product: ice-structuring glycoprotein-like
Exons: 4
Source: RefSeq, a predicted model, not a curated record
AUGCGGCCGCCGCCGCCGGCCGGCCCCGGCUGCCAGCUCUACCGGGAGGUCACGCUGGCGGUCGCUGACCUGCCGCCGAACGGGAUGGUUAUUCAGCACGAGAUCCGACAGCUCACGGAGACGGUCACCACAGAGAUAGCAGCUGCCGAGGCAGAGCCAACACCCACCGCCACACCAGCAGCAACGGAUCUGGCAGCCAGUGUUACAAACACAGCAACGGAACUGGCAGCCAGUGCUACAAACACAGGAACGGAACUGGCAGCCAGUGCUACAAACACAGUAACGGAUCUGGCAGCCAGUGCUACAAACACAGUAACGGAACUGGCGGACAGCGUCACAAACACAGCAGCCGAUCUGGCGGACAGCGUCACAAACACAGCAGCAGACUCCUCCGGAUCGGUGAGGCCCGCCAGCAACCCGACGAGUACGGCGGACACAGCAGGCUCCACAGCCACCCCGAGUACGGCGGACACAGCAGGCUCCACAGCCACCCCGAGUAUGGCGAGUACGGCGGACACAGCAGGCUCCACAGCCACCCCGAGUACGGCGGAUACAGCAGCGUCCACAGCCACCCCGAGUACGGCGGACACAGCAGGCUCCACAGCCACCCCGAGUACGGCGAGUACGGCGAACACAGCAGGCUCCACAGCCACCCCGAGUACGGCGGACACAGCAGGCUCCACAGCCACCCCGAGUAUGGCGAGUACGGCGGACACAGCAGGCUCCACAGCCACCCCGAGUACGGCGGAUACAGCAGCGUCCACAGCCACCCCGAGUACGGCGGACACAGCAGGCUCCACAGCCACCCCGAGUACGGCGAGUACGGCGAACACAGCAGGCUCCACAGCCACCCCGAGUACGGCGAGUACGGCGGACACAACAGGCUCCACAGCCACUCCGAGUACGGCGGACACAGCAGGCUCCACAGCCACCCCGAGUACGGCGGACACAGCAGGCUCCACAGCCACCCCGAGUACGGCGGACACAGCAGGCUCCACAGCCACCCCGACAGCCACCCCGAGUACGGCGGACACAGCAGGCUCCACAGCCACCCCGAGUACGGCGGACACAGCAGACUCCACAGCCACCCCGAGUACGGCGGACACAGCAGUCUCCACAGCCACCCCGAGAACGGCGAGUACGGCGGACACAGCAGGCUCCACAGCCACCCCGAGUACGGCGGACACAGCAGGCUCCACAGCCACCCCGAGUACGGCGGACACAGCAGGCUCCACAGCCACCCCGAGUACGGCGGACACAGCAGGCUCCACAGCCACCCCGAGUACGGCGAGUACGGCGGACACAGCAGGCUCCACAGCCACCCCGAGUACGGCGAGUACGGCGAACACAGCAGGCUCCACAGCCACCCCGAGUACAGCGAGUACGGCGGACACAGCAGGCUCCACAGCCACCCCGAGUACGGCGGAUACAGCAGCGUCUACAGCCACCCCGAGUACGGCGGACACAGCAGGCUCCACAGCCACCCCGAGUACGGCGGACACAGCAGACUCCACAGCCACCCCGAGUACGGCGGACACAGCAGGCUCCACAGCCACCCCGAGUACGGCGAACACAGCAGGCUCCACAGCCACCCCGAGUACGGCGAGUACGGCGGACACAGCAGGCUCCACAGCCACCCCGAGUACGGCGGACACAGCAGGCUCCACAGCCACCCCGAGUACGGCGAGUACGGCGGACACAGCAGGCUCCACAGCCACCCCGAGUACGGCGGACACAGCAGGCUCCACAGCCACCCCGAGUACGGCGGACACAGCAGCCUCCACAGCCACCCCGAGUACGGCGAACACAGCAGGCUCCACAGCCACCCCGAGUAUGGCGAGUACGGCGGACACAGCAGGCUCCACAGCCACCCCGAGUACGGCGGACACAGCAGGCUCCACAGCCACCCCGAGUACGGCGGACACAGCAGGCUCCACAGCCACCCCGAGUACGGCGAGUACGGCGGACACAGCAGCGUCCACAGCCACCCCGAGUACGGCGAGUACGGCGGACACAGCAGGCUCCACAGCCACCCCGAGUACGGCGGACACAGCAGGCUCCACAGCCACCCCGAGUAAGGCGAGUACGGCGGACACAGCAGGCUCCACAGCCACCCCGAGUACGGCGGACACAGCAGGCUCCACAGCCACCCCGAGUAUGGCGAGUACGGCGGACACAGCAGACUCCACAGCCACCCCGAGUACGGCGGACACAGCAGGCUCCACAGCCACCCCGAGUACGGCGAGUACGGCGGACACAGCAGGCUCCACAGCCACCCCGAGUACGGCGGACACAGCAGACUCCACAGCCACCCCGAGUACGGCGAACACAGCAGGCUCCACAGCCACCCCGAGUACGGCGGACACAGCAGGCUCCACAGCCACCCCGAGUACGGCGAGUACGGCGGACACAGCAGGCUCCACAGCCACCCCGAGUACGGCGGAUACAGCAGCGUCCACAGCCACCCCGAGUACGGCGGACACAGCAGGCUCCACAGCCACCCCGACAGCCACCCCGAGUACGGCGGACACAGCAGGCUCCACAGCCACCCCGAGUACGGCGAGUACGGCGGACACAGCAGACUCCACAGCCACCCCGAGUACGGCGGACACAGCAGGCUCCACAGCCACCCCGAGUACGGCGAGUACGGGGGACACAGCAGGCUCCACAGCCACCCCGAGUACGGCGGACACAGCAGACUCCACAGCCACCCCGAGUACGGCGAACACAGCAGGCUCCACAGCCACCCCGAGUACGGCGGACACAGCAGGCUCCACAGCCACCCCGGCAGCGUCCACAGCCACCCCGAGUACGGCGGACACAGCAGGCUCCACAGCCACCCCGAGUACGGCGAGUACGGCGGACACAGCAGACUCCACAGCCACCCCGAGUACGGCGGACACAGCAGGCUCCACAGCCACCCCGAGUACGGCGAGUACGGCGGACACAGCAGACUCCACAGCCACCCCGAGUACGGCGAGUACGGCGGACACAGCAGGCUCCACAGCCACCCCGAGUACGGCGGACACAGCAGGCUCCACAGCCACCCCGAGUAAGGCGAGUACGGCGGACACAGCAGACUCCACAGCCACCCCGAGUACGGCGGACACAGCAGGCUCCACAGCCACCCCG